CUCAAUAAACAGAAAAAAAAUGACCACAUAUGGAACGAUCUCAGAAGAGGCAGAGGCUUCAUCAAAUUCAAACUCAGUUUUCGUUUCACAGGCCAAAGAGCACAUUCAAGGUGGUCUAGGCACAAGAAGACCAUGGAGGGAAAUGCUCCAAACUUCUCAUUUCAAAUUUCCAUCUUCCUUCUUCGGUGCAAUCCAAAGAAUCAACACAAAUGCCAAACAUUUUCGUGCAAACUACGUUAUUAUCAUACUGCUUGUGCUUUGCCUUAGCUUACUAGGACACCCCAUUUCUUUGAUCAUAUUAGUUGUUAUGAUGAUUGCAUGGCUGUACUUAUAUUUCUUACGAGAUACCCCUUUGGUGAUCUUGAGGUUUGAGAUCGAUGAGCGAUUGGUGGUUAUCUCUUUGUUGUUGAUCACCAUUGGUUUGCUUGUACUCACAAAUGUAACCUACAAUGUGAUAGUAGGUAUAUGUGUUGCCUUAGUGAUUGUGUUGGUCCAUGCUAUGAUGAGGGAAACGGAGGAUCUGUUUACCAUGGAUGAAGAUGUAGGGGUUAUGAAAGGUCUUAGAGAUAUUGUCAAAGUCCCUCUUAGACAACCUGGUUCCUCUUCUUUUACUUUGUCUUAGAAGCAAAUU
Molecule: messenger RNA, 631 nt
Organism: Glycine soja
Lineage: Eukaryota; Viridiplantae; Streptophyta; Magnoliopsida; Fabales; Fabaceae
Product: PRA1 family protein F2-like
Exons: 1
Coding region: 20-622 (200 amino acids)
Biological process (GO): vesicle-mediated transport
Cellular component (GO): endoplasmic reticulum; Golgi apparatus
Source: RefSeq, a predicted model, not a curated record